AUGGGCAACCUCUGCGGCAAAGAAACGAGCACCUCCACAGCUCCCCCAGGUCGUGUACUGGGCUCCGCACCGGCUACUUUGUCCAGUACAAAUGCACACACGCCCGCCGCAGCGUCGAGGCCAAAGAACCCACGCAAACCGAAAGUAACGGGACCAGGCAGAACACUGGGGGAUGCUAGUGUAAAUAGUGAGCAGUCGUCGGGCUCAGCAGCUUCUCCCCCGCCAGAUGCUAGGACGGCGGCGGCAUUAGCCGCAGAGAAACGGCUUAAUGACGCGCAGAAGGGCGGUAAGCUUGGUGCGCAACUGGAUCAGGUGAAGAGGAAGACGCAGAACCAACAUAUACAGGACCUGGCAAAAUCCAAGGGUGAGCAGGAGCGGUUGGUUUGGGACUGA
This is a messenger RNA of Morchella sextelata, 393 nucleotides long. RefSeq lists its product as uncharacterized. The record is from RefSeq and is a predicted model, not a curated record. The transcript is spliced from 2 exons. Lineage: Eukaryota; Fungi; Ascomycota; Pezizomycetes; Pezizales; Morchellaceae. The coding region runs from base 1 to 393 and encodes 130 amino acids.